UAAUUAAUUAGCGGAUGAGUGUUUAAGGCAGGCUCAGUGCGCGUGACAAAAACAAGAUACAAUAAUGCUAACUACUAAAGGCACGACUAGCAUUGCUUUUCACCUUGCGGAAGCAAGACGCAAUGUGGGCGAGGCCGCCUGUGCCACACCCCUGUGGGCGUUGGUAGCGGUUCACUUUACGCAUGAGUGAACACAGAGUGAUUACGCCUCUGUGCAUUCCACAAGGCCGCUGACUUCAAUCCUGCUGACGACAGUGGCAUUGUGCUCACCAUCGUGCAAGCUCUGUUAACAAUGAUAUAAGUUAUAACAGAUAUUUGAUGCCGUCGGCAGCACGGAGUACGACUAACUGUCGCCCUGUGACGUCACAUGAAGUAAGACGGUCGGCGGUUGGCCCUCAACCUGACCUCCGGUGACGUCACAGCACGAGAGUUCACCGUGUGCAACACAACUGUCAGCGUCGUCAGUCAUGGUGGGAGAUGUUUGCCAGUCCCUACACAUACUUGUGACCACUUACUGGACUGUACAUCGUUCUCCGAGAUGACUUCGCCCCACAAGACUGUUGUGGCCGCGGCCACCACCGACGAUCGACAUGUGCGAAAGGGGUCAGAUCCGCUUGUGCAGACUGCCCGAGGCAAGUUACAGUCUCGACGUGCCAAACUGAAUGAACAAAUCAAUAAGGAACUACGCAUGAGAACAGGUGCUGAAAAUCUUUUCAGAGCAACAGGAAACAAGAAGCUGAAGGAGCAAGUGGCAGUUGAAUUAUCUUUCUUCAACUCCAACAUUCAACUCUUGAAGGAGGAACUGAGUGAACUGAACAGCUCCGUUCACAUUUAUCAGCAUGACAAUUGUGUCAAGUACACUCCCAUGAUCCCUUUGGGACUGAAAGAGACAAAGGAUUUGGAUUUCAGCCAACCAUUGAAGGAUGUCAUAAUGGAGCAUUACAGCGAGGAUCCAGAGAAAUAUCUGAGUGAGAUCAGUGAACUGACACAAGUGCGUCAGGCAAUCCGAACACCAGAGCGCACUUACACUGGCAUUGAGUUGCUAAUUGAUUAUUUCAAUCAGCUUUAUUAUGUUGAGAAGCGCUUCUUCCACCCAGAACGCCCACUGCCUUUAUAUUUUCACUGGUAUGAUUCUUUAACAGGCGUACCUAGCAUUCAAAAAGCAAUUGGUUUUGAAAAAGGAAGCAUUUUGUUCAAUGUUGGAGCACUUUAUACACAGCUAGCCUGCAAGCAGGACCGUACAAAGAGGAAUGGGGUGGUGACAGCUUGUGAAGAUUUUGAGCGGGCAGCAGGUGCUUUUCGCUAUCUGGAAAGUCACUUCCGCAAUGCUCCCAGCAUGGACAUGCAGUCAGAAACUUUGAGCAUGUUGACCUCACUCUUACUGUCCCAAGCCCAGGAAUGUGUGCUGGAAGAAAAGCUUAUGACAUGGGGCAAAGAGGGUGUCCUUGUAAACGCUCGUCUGGCCAGAGAAGCUGCCAUGGUGUCAGAGAAAUAUCGUGACACGCAUCGCAAGAUGUCUUCAGAAGUGGUGAAGAGCUACCUGCCCUUCCCCUGGAUAACAAUGGCUCAGACAAAACACUAUUUCUACAAAGGUUGUGCACAUUUCUAUGUUGCCAUGGCACUACUAGAACAGACAGACAGUGAAGAUAUGGACAAGUUGCAAGCAAUGUUUGAGAGUCUGUAUCUGGGGACAGAGUCACAAGAUGAAAACAAUGGAUUGCAAAUACCUCAGUCUGAAGAAGAGCGGAAAAUUUUAGGAAAAGCGCACUUACGCGAGGCAGUUCUAAGCCACGAAGAGGCGCUAAGAGUUCAUGACCUUUGUAAGCAAAUGCGAAAGAUUGACACAUUUCGUGAUAUUCUACAAAAAGUACACGCAAGGUCCAUACAGAAGUUUUCAGGUCUUGAAGAAGAAGAUGACUUCACUCAGCUCCUGACAGCCCCAAGGAUUUUUGGCAGGACAGAGCAUGAUACUGUGCCAGUUGCCCCAGACUUUUCAAAAUCUAAAACCACUGACAUCUUUUGGAAAUUGGGACCUAUUGCCAUUUUCAAUUCUCGUAACCAAUGGUCACCGCCACGUACGGUGGUGUUACAGCGGUCACCAUCAGAAGGCUUCGGCUUUAGUGUACGAGGGGACUCACCUGUUAUUGUGGCAGACCUAGAACCAGAAAGUGUAGCAGGACAGAGUGGAAUUCGUGUUGGUGAUUUUGUGGUAGGAGUAGCAACAGUGGACACCAAGUGGGCUCGCCAUGAAGAAGUGGUGCAGCUGGUGCGGCAAGCAGGGACAGAGUUACGCCUUGUGCUCAUUACACCCAUGGAAAUCAAUUUGCCUGACAUGUCACUGACACGACCUUUCUCUACAGUCAGCCUACCAACCUCUCCAGUGAAUGAGAAGGCACGCAGUCGAAGGGACAGCACUUCAAGUGACCGCAGCAGCCGGAGCCGAAUUAGUGCUCCUUGGAUAUUCCGACGGAAUUCUUCACGUGAUAAAGCAGAACAAUCUAAAACAUCACCUGAAGAUACCGAUGUGGACACAGUCUCUCGAUAAAGCUGCUAGUGGAAUGGAUGGGCAAGAGAUGCUAGAAGUUUGGUUUGCUUCGUGUGAUGAGUGAGAAUUUGACCAUGUGCUGUGCAAUGCAAAACUUCGGCUGAAUGUUGUGGAUUCUCAGACAGUUGUGGAUUCAGACUUCAAAGAGCAACAGAAAUGAAUACAAACUACAAGGUGGUUGCUACAUGUAGGGCUGACUCUCAACAGCGAGUAAAACAUUUAUAUAUUACACAUCAGAGGAAAAUGGUAUUAAAUUAAGGCCAAACUAAACUAUCUUGGCUGAGCCAGUCUUGCACUUGCAGCCUGGUGGUGUAUGCUUGUCAGAUCUUGCAGAUGAAUGAUGGUGAUCUUACAGCUGAAUGCGCCUGAUUUUACUGAUAUCUUGUGAUAUUUUACUGCAGAUUGGCAGGUUUUUUUUUCUAAGUUGUUUAUUUGCUGUGUUAAAGAGAGAAAUUGCAGGCCUUUGGUCUUCCAAGAAAUGCGUGUUCCCACCUGUUUUUAAAUAUUAAUGACUUGGGCUUUGUGCUGAUGUCUUGUGUGAUGUAUAUUCAUCCCCUGCGCCAAGCAUACUCAUCAAGUUCAUUUAAUUUGUCAUAAAGAUGUAUAUGGAAAACUCACAGAUGGGUGACAAGGACUCAGGGGAGAAUAUCCCAAAUAACUUUUUGUUUGAGAGGGGAAUGACAGGGUGUUGUUUGCUGUGCCUGCUGAACAAUACUUUCCACAAUAUUGUAAAUCAUAUUUUUUUGAGAGUUUAUCUUCCUUUCCAAAAGUUGCUAUUUUCUUGAUGCAGCUGUAAAAUUUUAAUGCAAUAUUUUAAGUGAAGCAGUUCAAACAAUGUUUUGUGCAGUGCGCCAUGCAUUGUUUUACUCUUUGCGUAGGCACCAGUAUAUCUUGCAAGUCACUGAAGCCAGCAAUAUCAGUCUUGUGUGGAGGAGGUGGAUAGAAAUUUUGCUGAUUCUGAAUGUAAGAACUGCAGGGCAUAUCAUUAGUUAUUUUGCCAUAACAUUAGAUGAAAAAUUUGCUGUCCCUGAUUUGGUAUAUUGAUUAAAAAGGUUACCAUCCUUAAAAAUAAUAGAAGUGCUACUGUAUACUCUAACAUUUAUAACAAGGGUAAGAGCUUGGAAAACAGAUACUAUAUCAUAGGUGUAAAAAUAAAAUCCUUUUUUUGUUUGAGGGUAGCGUGAAGGUCUUAAAUAUAAAUGUUAACACUUUAUUUUCAGAUAAACAAGAGAUAUGACAAAAAAUUUAAAAUGCAGAAAUAAGUUUUAAGAAUUGUAUCACAGCACAGAAAAAAUGUGAAAAGAUGCACAGAUAAAGUCUUUCAGUUACCUCAGUAUCUGAGAUGGGUUUUCACUGGAAAUUGGUGUUAAUAAGUGCUGUUAGGUGGUUGUGGUUGUGGUUGCUGGUUUAACAUGUUUCCUCUUUGACCACUGUUAUUUUUGUGAACAUUUCUACAGUAUGUGGAUAUUAAGAUUUGUUUCUGUGAUGUGAGGGUUGGGAGUAAAAGCUUUUCAAAGCGUGCUUGAAAACAUGUCUGACACAAGUAGGUUUCACAUAAGCCUCAAAAAUUGUUUCAUUGUGAUCUGAAGUUGACAUGCUAGUUACUAACCCACUGAUUUAAAAAAGACAGGGUUCCCAAGGGGUGGAGAUAAGUGACUCUCCUGAAGACAGUAUUUUCAUUGAUCUAUCUGUAUUGCCCUCAACAGACAAACUGGACACUCAGGCUAGCUUUUUUGACUAUCUUUCUGCAGUUUAUCAUACUGCGUCUGACCUCUUGGGUCUUCAGUUAUCUUCAUAGUGACUGUAAGCACAAAAUUAAGAUCAAUAGCUGUGUGGCAGAUUUUUAAAAACCUAAAGAAACACCUGAUUUAUGUUGUUCUUAGUCAGCGUGUUGCCUUGUAUAUUGCAACAGUUUUUGAUUCAUUUACAUACUUGUCAAUGCAGAUAUAUCUAUUCAGCUUGGCAAAAAACUUUUAGAGCAUCUUACCACAGGCUUUAGUGGCUAAAUGAUUUUUUUGUGGCUUUUUUAAAAGAAAAGUAUUACUUAUAACAAGCAUUGAUAACAAUAAAAUACUUUGUUAUGAUUGUCAUGAAUGCCUCUCUAGGAGUAGGCAAGACAGCUUUUAUUAUGUCAGAAUUGCAUGGGGUAAAUCUUCAUACUUAUAAAUGAGGAUUGACAGAGCAAAUUACCAUCACUGUCACAGCUUAUUACUCAUUACACGCUCACACACUAACCCUUAUAUAUUACAUGAAAUGUCUUGUACACACACAUAAACCUACCUUACACACAUAUGCAUACAUGCACAACCAAAUGCUUUUAUAAAUAUAUGCAUGCACACGCUGGCUGACAAACAGCUUAGUAUGUAGCAUAUGGAUGGUGUAGGGAAUAAAGUUGCUACUGUACCUUUCUAUCAAGAAACUAUUUGUUGCCUGCUCAUCGCAGCUGUUAGUUUUCAACAGUUGCUUAGCCUAACAAUGUCAUUCCUAUCAGAGAUCUUUCCCAUCAGAUAACGUGUAUGUUGUGAGGUGUGAGAUGCAUUGAGGUAUUACUGAAAGUUGGUUACUUUAAUCUCCUUACUUUGUGAUACAUUGCCAUAAUUUGAAUUGUUGGAAGCAACAGAUUUUAUAUACUAGGCUAGCAUUCAAAAUACAGUUAUCAGGGUUUUAAAAGUAUUCAUUUUUCAUUAGAUAUGACUGCACUUUUAUGUAUGAAAGUUUUGUUUAAUUAGAAAAUUAGGAGAUUUAUUCCUGAUUUCGUUUAGCAGCUGUUGUUUUAUUACCAUGCUUGCAUCAACACUGAAUCGGUGCCGCUAAUUGUGAGCAGAAUGACAAGAAUAUUAUGUUACUUUGAGCUGUGUGUUGCUUCAGUUUUUCUUUGUUGUAAGGAUUAGGCAUUUGGGUUUACUCUAAACUUUGCUGACAGUGUACCUGACUUACUACUUGGAUUUGUGUCAAACUAAAACACUUUUGGUUUGAAAGUGAUCUUCCAGAAUGCUAUACAAUACCAAGGAUUUUAAAUGUUUUACUGCCAUGUGAAGAAUACUGGGAAGUUUGCUGCCUAAUUGUAUAAGUUUUUGGUAUAUUCAAAAUGAAAUUUCCAGUAGAUAUGAACAGUAUUUAGCCAGAUCUGGAAAUGGUUAUUAUGUUUUUGGAUGUCUGGCUAGUUUUAAACCUCUGCCUAUGUCCAUAUAAAUUCAGGAAAUCCUUGCCUUAUGUUGUAUCCAUUAAUUGUGCCCUGAAUUCUUUGUGAAAUGAAUAAAUCCACCAUGCUUAGUUUAACAUUGAGACGAUCAUUGGUUAGUUUAACAUUGAGACAGUCAUUUAUGUAGAUGUUUUUGGAUACAUGUGUAUCUGCUGAUGUCCAUAGGGGUAUGAUCUUGAAGUUGAAAGAUUUGUUCUCAAGCAGUGGAUCAUCCUUGGUCAAAUAAAGGGCUUUCCAUCUUCUUCCCCACACCUGUUAGAACACAAGACUUAAGCAGCCAUGGCAUCAGUAUGCAUUGCCAGCCACUCUAGCUAUUUUAUCCCAUCAUUACUUACUGGAGCAAUUCUAAUUAGUGCAUUUACUCAUUUUUAUGUCUGUUUGUGACUGUCUUUUGCCUAGGAGCAGUAUUAAAGGCAUGCAUGUUUGUAGUCUUGACUCAACUAUAAGCAUAAACUGUUAGGUACUAGUAUUACAUACGCUAUAAUAUUCAUCUAUCUUUUACACUUUAAAAUUGCAAUGUUUUAUAUGCUGUUGAUGUGAAAUAUCUUAACUUCAGUGAAACUAUCUGCCAAAGAGCAGGCUUGUCUGUCAUCAUUCUGUCUGGUCAUUACCUUACAUGCCCAUCAGGUUAUGUUGACAUGCACAUGCCACAGGCUUUAUGUUUAAACUCUUUUUAUACAAGAUGGUCCAUGCCACCUUUAUUUAAGUAAUAAAAUACCAGUCAAACCUUGU
Messenger RNA from Pomacea canaliculata, 6478 nucleotides. Its product is annotated as rhophilin-1-like. Lineage: Eukaryota; Metazoa; Mollusca; Gastropoda; Architaenioglossa; Ampullariidae. The record is from RefSeq and is a predicted model, not a curated record. Bases 538 to 2544 code for a protein of 668 amino acids. Gene Ontology annotation, biological process: signal transduction; negative regulation of stress fiber assembly. The transcript has 15 exons. Gene Ontology annotation, molecular function: protein binding.